AUGACCGGCAACGACCAGGACGUCUUUCGCAAAGUCGGCCGCGGCGGCGCAGGCAACUUUUACUCUGUAAAGGACGACAAAGCUGCUGCUGCCGCCGCCGCUGCAGAUAGGGAUCUCGAGCGUCAAGACCCCGUCGUCACGACCGUCCCAGAUCCCGCUACGCCAGGGCAACCGAUUCGCGCUGGUCGCGGCGGAGCAGGCAACUACAUUGACCCGUCGCAACUCCCGGACGCAGACGAAAAGAGCCGCAUAUCGAAGGAGGUCACGGCCGCAGUAACGUCGAGUCUGAAGAAGCAUCCGUCGCGGGCCAUGGGCGGGCGUGGUGGCGCAGGGAAUUGGACGGGAGAGGAGCACGAGAAGCCGCAUAGCGAGGAGGGCGGGAAUGCGGCCCACGAGCUGGAGAGGAAGGUCAAGGAGGCGGUUGAGAAGGGGUUAAAGAUUCCGGACAAGGUUCAUCAUGGAAGGGAGAAGGAGAUUAAAUGA
Molecule: messenger RNA, 483 nt
Organism: Metarhizium brunneum ARSEF 3297
Lineage: Eukaryota; Fungi; Ascomycota; Sordariomycetes; Hypocreales; Clavicipitaceae
Source: RefSeq, a predicted model, not a curated record